Molecule: messenger RNA, 1293 nt
Organism: Sclerotinia borealis F-4128
Lineage: Eukaryota; Fungi; Ascomycota; Leotiomycetes; Helotiales; Sclerotiniaceae
Source: the annotation of a GenBank genome assembly
AUGGAGUCUAUACAAGCUACACCCAUCAACCACCCUUUUCAUACUCUUGGUCGAUCGCAUGAACUGUCUUCCUUUGUCACAGUUCUGGAGAAAAUAGACCCUCGAAAAUCACACACAACAACAAAGGUCGAGGGAACUAUCCAACCUGCCCAAAGAGUUUUUACUGUGGCCAUCUCGGGAUGUACAUCAUCUGGCAAAACGACAUUGGCAUUGCUUCUCUCAGAAAUCUUCUCUUCCUUUCCACCCAAAGAGAGUUCAGCAGAUAAUGACUCUCCACUUGGAUCUGAAAAGGAAAAUCUAGGCGAUUCACAAGCUACCACCUCUUUCGCGACUCCCUUUACAACCACGAUUCAUCAGGAUGCUUUCUUUAUUCCAAAAGUACACUGCCCGUUUGUCGAAUUCAGCAGCACUCAUAAAGACAAGAGUUUCAUGAAAGAAAGUGUUGCCCAAAUAUAUGAAAAUCCGAUCUACUUUUACUCUUGGACUGGCAAAGAAGGAGAAGGAAUUGCGCGAAUUGCUGGACCAAAUACAGAUUGCAUGGAUGCAGUGGAUUUUGGCAAUCUUCUUCGCAAAGUGAAAGCAGCACAAAGAAACAAGAUUGAGCCAGAAAAGGACGCUCGGUAUAAAGAUGAUGCUGACAAGAAGCAACUGAUUCAGAAAUAUUCUGGGGUGAUCGCAAGCAUGCGCAAGAGAGUGAAGGAGCACUUCGCAUUACCAACAACCAACCAUACCUCGGGCUAUGGAGGGAGUAUCACAGACUAUAUCAAUGGAUGGGUCUUUGUUGAAGGAUUCUUACUAUUCAGUAAAACCAUGCCUUCCGAUAAUCAAUGCUCGGGAUUGGAUGACUGCUCGAAGGAUGAUCUUCAUGCAGAGGGUCUGAAGGAUUUGCAACCAGAAGUCAAUGAGGAGGUCAUGGCGAUGGACAAACAGUUAAUCAGAAUGAAGACAGAGAGAAUUCCAUCCAAGGAUGCCUUGAUGCAAGAGUUCGACGUCAAAUUAUUCCUGCCCACAACUAAGGAGGUCGCUAAGCAUAGGAGAAUGAGCAGAUUUCCAUAUGUCGAUUUUCCUGUGGGUGGAAGACAUCUGGGCCAAAUGUGGAAGUCAGAAGGAUAUUUUGAAGAUGUUGUUUGGAAAGAUUAUCAGGAUUCGUUUGGUUGGUUGUUGACAGAGACUGGGAAGGAGAAUGUUGAUGGGGUGUUUGUUAGAACCACUUUCGAUGACACAGUUGAGAAUACAGUUGAGUGGGCAGUUGGGAUUAUCCUUAGAGUUCUGAGUUCCAGAGGAAAGAAUUAA